Messenger RNA from Alternaria viburni, 711 nucleotides. RefSeq lists its product as uncharacterized. Bases 1 to 711 code for a protein of 236 amino acids. The transcript has 2 exons. The record is from RefSeq and is a predicted model, not a curated record. NCBI's taxonomy places the organism in Eukaryota, Fungi, Ascomycota, Dothideomycetes, Pleosporales, Pleosporaceae.
AUGAAUCGAGAUAUCAGUCCACCUCCCUCGAAACGACGCAAGGUCGCGACAAACACAGCGGCGUCUCCUGGGCAAACGGCGCCUCCAAGCACGCCCGCAUCUCCAACGCCCCUUCCACCUCUCGACUCAAACACAUUACGCAUCUUCUCUUGGAACAUCAAUGGCAUUGCUCCGUUUCUACAGAAGCCAAUCACAGACUUCUUCCAAACUUCCAAGUCCACGACGGCGCUUAGGGACGAUGCAAAGAACGCGCGACCAGCAGCCUCUCUAAGAGGUUUCCUACACAGACACCAAUGGCCAUCCAUCCUGUUCCUCCAAGAAGUCAAGAUAGCCCACACAGACGAAAAAACCCAAGACGCAGUCAAAAAAGCAGUAAAAUCACCCUUACCAGAAGAAGAAGGAACCCCCCAUAAUAAGCGCCCACUAUACCACGUCCACUUCACCCUCCCCACCGACCUCCACAACGCCCGCGGCCCCAAACGCAGCGGCAAAAUCUACGGCGUAUGCAGCCUAAUCCGGCGCGACCUCUACAUCCCCUACAAAAUCGCCCUCCGCACCGUAGACUGGGACGCCGAAGGCCGCAUCUCCGUCGUAGAACUUCGCUCGAAAACCAGCAGCACCGCCAAACUCGCCAUCUUCAACAUCUACGCCGUCAACGGAACGGAGAACGCGUAUCGAGAUCCGCAGACGGCUAUUGGCAAGGGAGUGUAG